Molecule: messenger RNA, 1119 nt
Organism: Kogia breviceps (pygmy sperm whale)
Lineage: Eukaryota; Metazoa; Chordata; Mammalia; Artiodactyla; Physeteridae
Gene: AQP11
Product: aquaporin 11
Biological process (GO): transmembrane transport
Cellular component (GO): membrane; cytoplasm
Molecular function (GO): channel activity
Source: RefSeq, a predicted model, not a curated record
CCAGAGCAGGCAUCCCAGUCUGGUGUUGAGAGAGCCAUGACGGUGCUGCGGGGGCUCUGGCCCGAGAUGCAGGACACCUGUACCUCGCUGGGGCUGAUGCUGUCGAUGGUGCUGUUCAUGGGGCUGGCCCGCGUGGUCACCCGGCAGCAGCUGAACAGGCCCAGUGCCCACGCCUUCCUCUUGGAGUUUCUGGCCACGUUCCAGCUCUGCUUCUGCACCCAUGAGCUGCAACUGCUGAGCGAGCAGGAACCCCUGCACCCCACCUGGCCGCUGACGCUAACCUACUUCUUCUCGUUGGUGCAUGGCCUGACUCUGGUGGGCACCUCCAGCAACCCGUGCGGCGUGAUGAUGCAGAUGAUGCUGGGGGGAAUGUCCACUGAGACGGGUGCGAUGAGGCUGUUAGCUCAGCUGAUUGGUGCCCUGUGCAGCAGGUACUGCAUGGGCGCCCUGUGGAGCCUGGGACUGACCAAGUAUCACGUCAGCGAGAGGAGCUUCGCUUGCAGGAAUCCCAUCCAAGUGGACUUGCCCAAAGCGGUCAUCAUAGAGGCCGUUUCCUCCUUUAUCUUCCACAGCGCUUUGCUGCACUUCCAGGAGGUCCGAACCAAGCUUCGUAUCCACCUGCUGUCAGCACUCAUCACCUUUUUGGUCUAUGCAGGAGGAAGUCUAACAGGAGCUGUAUUUAAUCCAGCUUUGGCACUUUCACUACAUUUCAAGUGUUUUGAUGAAGCAUUCCUUCAGUUUUUUAUAGUAUAUUGGCUGGCUCCUUCUUUAGGUAUAUUGCUGAUGAUUUUGAUGUUCAGUGUUUUCCUUCCAUGGCUGUAUAACAACCAUACAAUUAAUAAAAGGGAGUAACUAUUCUAAAAGACUCAGACUAAGUUUCAGGACAGUCAAGAUGGAUGUGAUAAAGAUUUUAUCAUCUAAUAUUCACACACUGGCUGCACUGGAUUCGUCAAUGUUAUCUUCCUUUGAAGAAACUGCCUUAAGAGUUUUCAUCACUGGGACUUAAAAAAAUUACUGUGAAAAUGAGGUAUCCUGUGUUUUUCAGUUAAGACUUGUUCUUUUAAGCAUAUAUUAAAUGCUGCUAGAAGAGAUUCUUUAAACAUAAAUCUUAAGUGAUAA